AGGUGACCUGCAGCGCCUUCACCCGCCUGCUCCAGCACACGUCCGAGCGGGAGGAGCACCAUCAGCACCCAUCCGAGCAGGAGGGCCACGCCAGGCGGCAGUUCCACACCUUCUCGAACGAGCGCAGGCACUUCGAGCAGCUCACGGCGCGCCUCUUCCGCCCCUCCGAGCGCCGACGCGGCGCUCCUCGCGUGGCCAGGGAGAAGACGACGGGCACGGGCGGGGCGGGCGAGCAGGAGGGCGACGCUGCGGCGCUGCCUCGCGCGCGCGAGCUAGGCCCCCCGGCGACGCCGUCGCCCCGGCAGCAGCACCGGGCGCGCCCGCGCAUCUCGUUCCUCCAAGCCGGCGCCCCCGCGGCGCCGCCGCAGGCGCAGGCGGUGUGCGGGCUGCAGAAUCCGAGGCUGUGGCGCGAGGCGCGCGACCGCAUGACCAGGGUGCUCGUGUCGGGCGGCCUGCCCGGCGGCGCCCUGCCGUUGGAAGGCUUCCACCAGCGCCUGGCGGAGAGCAUCCGGGACGACCUGCAGCGGGGGUACCUGGUCCCGGCCGACGUGGCGCGGCGCGCAAGGACCAACAUGAGCGCGCAGAACGCGAUAUGGACGGAGAGGCGGAGACAGCAAUCGGGCGUGUCGCCCAAGGGGCAGGAGAGCAAGACGCUCUUCCAGGCCAUGAAGGUCGCGGCCGCCAAGAACGAGUCCAGGCCCGGCACCUCCUCUGCGAGGGGCGCGCCCGAAGGCCCCGCGGACACGGACGAGGAGCAGCGCCACAUGCUGUCGCUGCAGCUGCUUCCCGGCAUCGACGUCAUGAGCGUGGAGCAGAAGCACGCCCUGGCGCACGACCUGGAGCAGAGACUGACGAAGCAGUGCGGAGCCCGGCGCUUCAAGUCCGCCGUGGGGGUCGUCCGGGCGUCCAGCAUCAGGCUGGUCGGCGCCGCGCGCGACGCUCCAGUGGCCGAGGCGGGCUGCGUGCCCCCUGCGGCCUGAGCGCGGCACGGGCGGCGCGAGCGGCGCCGCGCCCCGCCCGCGAGCUUUUUUUGCCACCGGCCGCUCGAUGGCGCCACGCGGGUCCCGCGCCUCCACCUCCUGUGCUGGUGCCUGGCCCUCGUGCACUGCCAGGGCUUUGCUUGCCUGCGCUCGCCGCCGUUGCUCCCAGACACCGGUCUGCUGUCACAGCGGUGCUGAUGCGUCGGCGUGAACUUCUUUGGCCACCAAGCGGAGGGGGAGGUAAUUCUCAUCGUGGCAAGUGUUUUUUUGCGCGCAGGGCAGCGAUCGCGAUCGCGAUCUCGCUCCCGUCUGUGCACAACAUGUGCCGAAAGACGCGCGCCGAUUGUAGGACUGUAGUCGGCCUAUGUUUCUCUAGCUGGCUCCCCUCAUCGGUCGGACAUCAUUCCACACCCGUCCAUCUAUCACCUCAAAUUCUCCACCACGCAACGCCCGAUGUGCACUUCCUGGCAGCAGCGCGGCGGCUGUCGGACGCGAGCGGCGACGCUCCACUCGAGCAUGCCCCGCAGCAGGGCUCGACC
Prorocentrum cordatum is the source of this 1519-nucleotide messenger RNA. Lineage: Eukaryota; Dinophyceae; Prorocentrales; Prorocentraceae. The record is from the annotation of a GenBank genome assembly.